AUGCUUGUUUAUAAAAAUGUUUCCUUGAUAAUACCUAAGAGAACAGUUGUCUUAAACAAUUUGUUGUUCCAUCAAAAAAGAAAUCGAAAAUUCGUAAAAUCUACCGAGUUUUCGAUUCUACUUUCGACUUUCGAAGCCCACCCGUCCUUCCCUAACUUUUCGAUAACGUCCACGGUGUGCAAGAGGGGUUUUGGAAGCGCGUUUUGUUGCAACUAUGCAACCGAUUCUAAAAAUAAUGCCCAUAUUUCUGCGGAACUGAUUCCGGAAAAUCGAUUUUAUGUUGCAAAAGAUUCGUCGAAGCAAUUUUACGAAAAUUUCCGUAAAUCGAUUAAGGAAGGAGGCGUCAAAGGAAUUACCUGCUCUUAUCAAGAAUUGUAUGAUUCAGAGGAUAGGAUACACUUGACACUCGAAGAUUAUAGUGAAACCAUAUCCAUACUACAAAAGUCAAACUCUGAUGGAGUUUUGACUCUCUUAAAUCGCAUGUUAGAAGACAUGCAAAAAUUAGGCUUACGACCAGGACAGCGAGAAUAUCACGCGCUUAUAUAUGCUAAUGGAUUACAUGGAAGAUUGUUGGAUUCACGGAAGAUACUGGACACUAUGAAGGACAAUGGUAUAGCGCGUUCUGACGUUACCUAUAGCGCAUUGAUCGAAGCGUUCAGACAAUCAUCGGAUCUGGAUGGUGCCUUACUAGUAUUUCGUGAGAUGCAGGAAAAUGGAGUUAAGCCUAAUUCCACGACAUAUAGUUCAUUAAUUGAUUUAUAUUGUAAAAAAGGUGAUGUAGAAAAUGCUGGAGAACUUUAUCGCGAGAUGAUUGAAAUUGGAAUGUUGCCCGACGCGACAACAUUUGACGUCUUGCUAAAUAGUUACAUUAAUAUCGGCAAUAUUGAAAAAGCCGAAGAACUUCGUCGAGAGAUUAUAAAUAGCAAAGACACUAAAAUAUAUGAUAAGCUAAAAAUGAUGAAACGUCGAUCGGAAAGAGAUUCGAAGGAAUCGACCGAAUUUCAUGAUGAAUUGGCGAGCAACAACAUAAAAGCCGACAAAGCAGUUUCUAAUUUAUUACUUGAGGAGGGGAACAUGGAAAAAGUUAUGGAGCGCUUUCGGAAAAUGCUAGAUGAUGGAGUAGAACCGAGCUCCACGGUUCACAGUAAAAUUCUAACGGAAAUGAUAAAGUCGGGAGAUACGGAUAAAGCGGUGGAGUUAUUUCAACGUUUGAUGGUUAACGAAAGUUCCAAUGAACAAAAUUUUCGAACAUUUAAAAACUUCUUCCACAGAUUUCGAGACAAUCUAAAUUUGACCCGAGGAUUUUUACAAGAAUUGGUCGAUCGCAAUUUAGCAAUUGAUGACAAUGUGUACAAUGCCCUUAUUAGUAUUCACGUUGAGGAGUUGGACAUCGAUGGUGCAAUAGAGGUUUAUAAUAUCCUUAAGAAGCAAGGAAGAACGUUAAACGUUAUUUCAUUCACUAAUUUGACGAAGACCAUGAUCGUAUCUGGCAGAGAAGACGAUGCGAUGCAAUUUUAUUAUGAAGUCAAACAAACAGGAGUAAAUUUAGAUGUUCAAGGAUACACCACAUUGUUGGAUUCUUUCGUUAAAAUGAGGAGAAUUGCUGAAGCACAGAGGUUAUUUUCCGAUAUGCUAAGAUCCGAAGUGCGACCUAAUGUCAAGACUUACACCGUUCUUAUUAAUGGGCUGGGUCAACAAUAUGAUUAUGAGGGAGUAAAGAAUAUACAUAGCAUAGUCAAAAUGGACCUCAAUGUCGAUUUGGAUAUGGGAAUUUAUAAUGCUUUAAUGGAUGCCUAUAACCGAUGUGGCUAUGUACUUCAAGUUUUGACAAUCUGGGAUUUACUGAUAGCCAGCGAACAACCUAUUAAUGACACCACAGUUUCAAUAGUUAUUGACUCUUGCGGUUACGGUCGAGAAAUUCGUAGACUUGUUCAGAUUUGGAAUGACCUUCGGGCCAAAAAGUUUCCCUUGACACUCGGCAAUUAUCAUUCGCUCAUCGAAGCCUUAGCUCGUAAUCAACUUUUUGAUGAAGCUAAAUAUAUUCUAUUUAAUGAAUUGGUAGCCGAGGGAUUUACUCCAGAGGCGAAUACAAUAAGACCACUAUUGAACUUUUUACAUGACAUUCCAGGCAAAAGCAGGGAUGAAUAUCAAGUUAUCGAAUGGGUUAGAAACAAUUACCCGAGAUUAGCCAAAGAAAUGAAAUUUACUAAUUACAAAAAAUAG
Molecule: messenger RNA, 2223 nt
Organism: Acaulospora morrowiae
Lineage: Eukaryota; Fungi; Glomeromycota; Glomeromycetes; Diversisporales; Acaulosporaceae
Source: the annotation of a GenBank genome assembly